This is a messenger RNA of Poecile atricapillus (Black-capped chickadee), 8470 nucleotides long. It is a transcript of the gene TP53BP1, whose product is annotated as tumor protein p53 binding protein 1. The transcript is spliced from 26 exons. Gene Ontology annotation, biological process: DNA damage checkpoint signaling; positive regulation of transcription by RNA polymerase II. Gene Ontology annotation, cellular component: nucleus. The record is from RefSeq and is a predicted model, not a curated record. The coding region runs from base 1963 to 8289 and encodes 2108 amino acids. Gene Ontology annotation, molecular function: histone binding. Lineage: Eukaryota; Metazoa; Chordata; Aves; Passeriformes; Paridae.
AAAAAGGCAAUCUGCCAGCUGAGGAGAAGUACUUCAAUGAAAACAUGUAUAUUAUGAAGAAAGCAGGACGUUUAUAUUCACAGCAUAAUAAAGCUGGAAAAAAUGAAAUUACAAAUUUAACACAAAAAAUGGGCAGUCAGCUUUAAAACACACGCAGAUUGGGCAUUUACAAAUUUGACCACCUGGACUGAGCUUUCAAUUUUGUCCUAUUCUGGUUCAUGUAAAAGUACUGAGUUGCAAAAAAACAAGACUGGAAGAUUCUGGAGAUAAUCUAGUCCAACUUCCCAUUUCCGACCAAGAUCAACUAUGCUCAUUUGUUACUACUUAAAAAACCCAACUUAUAUGUUAGAAAUGGCAUAAUUUUUAGAACUUCUUUAGGCUUUUCAAAUAUUUUUGCUUAUUUCUGCUUAGUCUUUAAGUUACACCUACUUGCAGUUCAUGAAAACAAAUUCAGUUUUCCUCUAAACUGUGAGUAUUAUUGAGAAACAAAUUAUUUGCCAUCAACUUUUUUUUUUUUUUUUUCUUUCUGGAGAAUAUUAUUAUAGCCAUUUUUUUUGCCAUCUUCUCACUAGAUGCAGGCCUUAGCUUAGGCCAUGCCAGUGUAGAGUACAAGAAUUACUUAAUGCAUCUAAGGUAUGCACACUUACACACAUACACAAGUGUAAUGCUUACUGUUUGCUCCUUUUUCUGUGGCAGCAGAAUUGACUCAGUUUGUGAGGUACUAUGGCCCCCAUUGCUUUAUUCUGCAGAAAUACCAUACAGCUCAGAAGCCCCCCCUGAAUCUGUGCAGUCAGAUAUUUAAUUUUAUGUAAUAUUGUUCUUACCUCCAUUGUACUUUGUCCAUUUUUCAGACUACCUAAAAAAAAACAACUUCUACUACUUCUAGUCCCUCUCAAUUUCAGAUUGCUUGUGGAUUAAUAAGUGUACUUAUUUUGUGACCAAAGUGAUUUAAGAAAACAGUGGACUAGGAACAGCACACUGAUAUUUGAACCCUCACUCAAAUGUACUUGUUUUGAACUGAGGACUAUUGCUUUCUGAGGAUGAAUACCAAACAAGAUAUUUACUUACCUUAUUGAAACUUCAUCACCACUAUGCUUCCCUAGUUUGCUUAUGAAAAUCCCACAUAGAUACUGCUAAAAGUCUUACUAUAGUAAAGUUGCUAUUCCGCCACUUAUGUACUGCUGCUCCAACAUAAGGUAUCAGAUUGGUGUUAUGCACCUUGUCUUUAGAGAUCCAUAUCAGCUGUUAACUCCUUUGCUUUUCUUCCAGAUACAAACCUAAUUUGCCUGAGGAUUCGUUAUCAAAGUUUUCAAGAAUUUGAAAGUAAUUUUGAGAAAGUGACUGGCAUGUUUGCCAUUUCUAGUCUUCAUUAUCCCUGUGAAUUUUGUAAGGUAACUGUUAACACUUUUAAGAAAACAUUUCAAUAAUACAGCUUAAUAUACAUGCCAAAGGACCAUCUUCUGGGAUUUGAACAACCAGCCACUGAAGUAUCCCUCCUGUUUGCAAUUGAAAAUAUUUGUAGCCUAUUUAAUGUUCUUAACAUGCAUGUGCAAACUUGGAUUUCACAUUACACCUGAAAUAUGUAACACACGCGUAUUUACAGUGUUUCACUAUGUACAACUUUUUAUCUUUAACGUUGCACAAUAAGAGUUUCUUCCAUUUCAGGUACCAUUUUUUCAGAUUCUGGUGUUUUGGUUCUACAACAGUUUUUUUAAAUAAAAUAUACAGAAUUCUCAUCUAUAAAAUACAGAGAGGUGCAGAAAUAAAAAAGAGAACUUGUGAAAGUAGAUUUAAAUUAGGCUAUUGAAACUUACUACUUUUUAGGCAAGAAAGUGAAUGCUGGAAAGACAACAAUACUGUCACAAAUAUGUGCAAGGCUUCUUCGAUAACUGUUUAGUCAUAGAAACACAGGGAAAUUAAUCGGAUUUCACUCUCCUGUGAUAUCCGAGGAAGGAGUACCCGAUGGUGGCUGUCCAGGGUACGCGGUGCUUGGUCUGGGCAGGAGCUCGAGCACGGGGCUUUCUGAUGAAAAGGGGAUCGGGAGAGCAUCGCGCGGACACUUCCCGGCCUGACCCGGCGUCCGGUCCGGACCUCCGCCGCACCCUGGCCCGCUACGUGUGCCAGCUCGCUGCAUUCGCCCUCGAGCGAGCUACGCGGACGGAAGACGCAAUGUUCUUUGUCUCCGGCUCUCGCGGAGAGGCCGAGCGGGCGGCGCAGCUCCGGGCCCGCCGCCGUUCCCGCUCCGGGGCGGUGUCGGUUCCCAUCCUGCCGGGUCCCGGUGCCGGUUCCCAUCCUGCCGGGUCCCGGUGUCGGUUCCCAUCCUGCCGGGUCCUGGUGUCGGUUCCCAUCCUGCCGGGUCCCGGUGCCGGUUCCCCCCGCCCCGCGUCCCCCCGGGAACAGCGCGGGGCGGACGGGGCGGGCGCGCCAAUCGGCGCGCGGCAAGAUGGCGGCGGCGGGAAGUGCGGCUGGGUUGGGCGACGGGCGGGCGGCGUAGGGCCCGGCCGGGCUCCGCAGCCUGUAGCGUCCUGCAUGGAGCGCGGCGGGAGCAGCCAGCUGGACCCUGGCUUCUCGCAGCAGGACACGCCCGUCCUCAUCGUGGAGGACUCGCAGCCCCAGGGCGCGGAGGCAGACGUGGAGCGGGUUUGGCUCAGCGUUUUGGCUCGCCGGCCGCCGGCCCGGCGGAGCCCGAGCCCCGUGCUGGACAUCGUUUGCGGUCCUGCUGGGAGCCGGGCGCCACGGGAGCGACUCGCAGGUAAGGGCGGGGCGCGUGGUCACGGCGGGUCCGGGUACCGCGGUCGCGCUGACGGCGCUGUCGUUGCAGAGCCCAUGGAGAGCCCGGCCCGCCCGAGCCCCUCUGGACCGCGGGGCUGCGUCGUGGAGGAGUCUCCACCGCCCGACGGGGAGAGCAGUGCCCUUGGAAAGGCCGGGGAGCGAAGUGAAGGCGAUGUUGAGGACUGUGCCUCUUCGCUGUGUGUAGAAGAUACAGGCAUGUCACAGCUGCAGUUUGGAGUUCUAGAGCUGUCGCAGAGCCAGGACUUUGAGAGUGACUUUGUGCCCGGUGAGGGAGAUGCUAGGUAUCAGCUUCACUCUGGACCUGCUGUCCUUUCUUCCAGACUUGUGAGGAACGAGUCUAAAUAUGGACUUUGUGGGGACAACACAGAAAGUGACUCCAGCACAGAAGCACAUACUGCUUUGGAAAGCCAGGCAGAGAAGUCUGAAAGGUCAAAGACUGUGUCUUGCAUUUCCAGAACUCUGCAGGAGGCAGAAGAACAUACCAGAAAGAAAACGCCUGUCAGUGAUGCCAGUAAAACUGAGGAAUCCCUUGUUUCUCAUCAUGAUGAAUCAGAUAUCUUGUCAACUCAGGAAGAGAUGUUUCCUGAUAAUCAUGCCACAGCCACUGUAGGGAGUGGCUGUCCAAUAAUCAGGGUGGAGGAGGGAAGUUCUCUGACCUGCACCCCUGCCUGCAGUCUGCAAGUCCUGCAGCUCUCUGGACAGACAUUCGUACAGGAGGGUCAUUCCAUUGUCUCUUCAGACCUAGUUGUUCCUCCUCCUGUUUCCUUUGGACCCAAUGCCCUUGUCCCCAGCAGUCCUACUGAACAGGAGCAAGCAAAAGAUGAACAGAUGGAUAUAUCUAUCCCUGCAGAAGGAAGAGAACUGAUGAAAAAGCAGAGAGGAGAUACACUGAUGGAGAUGGCCCUCCCUUGUAUCCCUCCAAGACCUCUUGUUCAGCCACAGGCUUCAACUCCAGUGUCCCAGAGUGCCCCAAACUUCUUUCCUGGAUCUUUACCUAUACCAUCACAACCAGAGUUCUCUCAUGAUAUCUUUGUUCCAACUCAGAGUCCAGAGAAGAAGCAUGAAGGAGAAGAAAAAACUUCUUUAAAAACUGCUUUAACCCCCUUAUGCUUACCAGGAUCCACAGAUGCUUUGUCAGUGAUGUCUGCUGAUGACUCUGUGUCACAGCCUCCAGAGUCAUGUGAACUGAUGCUUUCUGCAAGUGCAUGUAGCCAGCCCACAGAUACAGACAACAGUUCAGGCUCUCUGAACACGUGCCAAGACAAUGAGACCACACAGGUAGAGAGAAUUUCUGAAUGCAAGGCCUCAGACUCAAGACUCUGUUCUGUGGAGAAUGAUAAAAUAAAACUGAAUGUAGGUGAUGAAGCACCCUCUGAAAACGGUGAAGAAACAAAAAAGGAGGACGUAGGGACUGCAUGUGAAAUGCCUGUAGGACAGUCUGCUAGUGCAGGUGUUGCAGGAGAUGGGCCAUUAGCCCCUACAGUUCAUCAGGAGAUCAAGUGUAUUUCUGGAAGUCAGGCUGCUGCAGAUCAGUCUGGUCUGCCUGAGAUUUUGUCAUAUGCUCAAGAGACUUCCAAACCUGAGGCAGUUCCUGAGACUCAGUGUGAAGAACAAGAAGAAAAACUGCAAGUAAAAGAGAAGCAAAUAAAGGAAGAUAGGUCUCCUGGUAAUAUAAAACUUUCUCACAAGUUUAUUCUUGAAAGGGAAGGACAGUGUCAGGAAGAUACAGAAGUGAAUGAUACUUGUAAAAAUAGCAAAAAUGUAGUCCAGGAAUUAGAAAAGAGUGGACCAGAACGUCAGGGAAAAGAAGCUUUGAAAGGUUGUACUUUGGAUGCUGGGAAGGUAAAGAACAUGGAUAAACUAUCUUUUAAGGCUGUAGCAGGAAAUGUGGCAAAGCUCAAUGAAGUUUUAGCUAUGCCUUCUGUAGGGGAGUUACUGGAGCAGCACAAUUUGCUUCCAAAGUUAAAGAGUGAUGUCCAGUCAGAACUGGCAUUGUGUGACAAAAACCAUCCCGAUCGUUCAGAAUUGGGACAGGUAAUGAUAAUAAGCAAUCAGCCAUCACUUCAAGAGAGAGGGGUUGAAACAUGGGUGGUUCAGCAUGAGAAUCAGGUGCUAAAGAAUAUGGAGGAUACUGUUGGGACAAGGAAUCUGGAGCAAGAAGAGCAAAUGCAGCCACAGGAGAAGGCAACUUCUAAAUCCCCCAGUCCUUCCAGUGGAACCCCGUUUUGUUUUACUUUGCUGAAGGAGGGUGAUGUCAUUCAGUCCUUAACUAGCAUAACACCACCUCUUACUGGCCAUCUCAAAAUGGGACCCAGGAGACACAGCACACCAAUUGUGGAUGAUACUUGCCCAGACAGCACUAUAGCAACCAGUGAUGUUACAGCAGAGGGCACAAUGGGGACCAACAAUGUCACUGUGGAAAGCGUGGUGGUAUCAGCAGAUGUGUCAGAAGUGUGUGAGAAAGGAGAGUCUGGUGUGGUUCCUGAGUCAGAUGCAAAACUUUCUCUGCGAAUGAACCCUGUUACCCCUGUGAAUGAUGGGAGCGAGGAGUCCUUGCCAUUCAGCUUGGAAAAGCCUGCAGCCAGUGACAGGAAAGAUGGAUCCUCUGCUGCUGCUGAGGCUGCUGCCAGCUCCCAGAAAGCAUCAUCUGUGUUUAGUCAUGUCUGUGAAGUUCAUCGAGAGGAUGAGACCAGAGGUCAUGGUCUUUCCACUUCUUCAUUUAGGGGGGAUCUGUACAUUUUUCCUGGCACACAGGAAGAUGCUGAAUUACGUACAAAUCCCAGUGAUUACCAGCAACAGAAGGCAGAUGGCAGUGGUGGACAGAUCCUAAUUCCUCAGAGGAUGCAGCAGGACUGCCAUCAGCGAUCUUCUUGUGCAGAGGACGGAGAGUCUCUGGAGAUUGAUGUUGUAAGCACUCAAGCAGAAGAUGGGAGAAGAAUGCAGAGAAAACAAAGUAAGGCUAUUAAAAUUGAUCAAAGUCAAGAGAGGUGGAAAAACAUCAAGAAUAAAGGGAUCCAAACUACAGAAGGUUGUCUUUUUACCCCAACAACUGUUACAACAUCAACACAAACAUCAGAAGAAAUCUGUAGACAGGUGGAAAUGGGAACCAGUAUGUCUGGGCAAAGACCUGGGCAACAAGAUGUGAACAUUCAAACCGAUGAGAGUGGGGAAAAGCUUGUCAACACCUCUGGAGAUGACACAGACUCUUUGCACUGUCAGGGAGAGGAGGAGUUUAACCUUCUUCACCCACCCAAAGGCCGAGUUCAGCAUCGCCACAUGCGAACCAUUCGAGAAGUGCGCACUGUUGUUACCCGUGUUAUAACAGAUGUUUACUACAUCAAUGGUGCAGAGGUGGAACGAAAGGUAGUUGAGGAAACUGAGGAGCCUGUAGUGGAGUGCCAAGAAUGUGAGACUGACAUGUCCUCUAGAACUGCAGGAGGCUCGUCGCUGACCUCAGGGGACCUUGGUGAUGUCAGCUCCUUCUCAUCUAAGGCCUCAAGUCUCCACCGUACAUCCAGUGGAGGAAGCAGUGGUCACUCUGCCACGCACAGCAGCAGCAGCUCAGGGCGAGGAACUGGAGCUGUCAAAGGGAAAGUGUGUGGGACAGAAAGCAGAGAAUUUGCUUUACCCGUUGGCAGAGGCAUCUUAGGAAAACUGAGCCCUAGGAAAGGAGCUGGGCAGCCUGCAUCACCACUCAGAGUUAGCCAGACAGGAGCACUGCUUUGUGAGGAAGAGGAGGACUGUAUGCCUGGCACUCAUCAGGGUGGCAGAGCACCUGUGACACUUCGUGGACGAGGAAGAAGAGGACGCCCACCAUCUCGAACGACAGGAACAAGAGAUUUAGCUGGACUGCCAGGUCUGGAGGAUCUUUCAAGUACAGCAUCACCUGAGGAGAAAUCAUUUACUCGUUCAGUUCGACUGCCAGAUGGAGGAGAGAAAUCUGACACUUCUCGCUUCUGUGCCUUACGUCGAAGUGACUCUCCAGAAAUCCCAUUACAAGGGGUGACUGCUCCUUCUGACUGUGCAGACUCAUCCACUGGGAGCAGCUUUGUGGGCCUCAGGGUUGUAGCAAAGUGGUCCUCAAAUGGGUACUUUUAUUCUGGGAUGAUUACCCGAGAUGUUGGAGCUGGAAAGUACAAGCUACUCUUUGAUGAUGGAUAUGAAUGUGAUGUGCUAGGAAAAGAUAUUUUGGUCUGUGAUCCUAUCCCACUGGAGACAGAGGUAACCGCACUCUCUGAAGACGAGUACUUCAGUGCAGGUGUGGUAAAGGGACACCGGAAGGAGUCUGGGGAGCUAUACUAUUGCAUUGAAAAGGAAGGCCAGAGGAAGUGGUACAAACGAAUGGCUGUUAUCCUGUCUCUGGAACAAGGAAAUAAGCUCCGGGAGCAGUUUGGGCUAGGUCCUUAUGAACCUGUCACCCCCCUGACCAAAGCAGCUGACAUCAGCCUUGAUAAUCUGGUGGAGGGGAAGAGGAAGCGACGUAGUAACCUUGGUUCUCCCAGCACUUCCAGCAGCAGCACAACUCCUACUCGUAAAGGGCAGGAGAGUCCACGUGUCCCACCAGCCUCCCUGUCUGGGAAAAGGAAACUUAUUGCUUCCGAAGAUGAGCGAUCCCCAGCUAAACGUGGCCGCAAGUCAGCAGUAGUAAAGCCUGGGGCUCUGAGAGGUGGAGAGUUUGUAAGCACCUGUGAAGGUGUAGAUUCUGCAGAUCCCCCAGUACUGGAGGGCGACCAUGGACCCUUACCCCACAAUAAGACCCUCUUUUUGGGCUAUGCCUUUCUUCUCACCAUGGCAACACCAAGUGACAAAUUGGUCAAUCACCAGAAGCCAUCAGAUGGUCCCACUGGGAGCAGCGAGGAGGAAGAAGAUUUUUUAGAGAUGACUCCGUAUGAUAAACAUUACAUAGCAAAACAGCUGCGAGCAGGAGCUGGCUAUAUCCUGGAAGACUUCAAUGAAACCCAGUGUAAUGCAGCAUACCAGUGUCUUCUAAUUGCGGACCAGCAUUGUCGAACUCGGAAAUACUUGCUGUGCCUUGCCAGAGGGAUCCCUUGUGUGUCUCAUAUCUGGGUCCAUGAUAGCUGUCAUGCUAACCAGCUUCAGAAUUAUCGGAAUUACCUUUUGCCAGCUGGAUAUAGCCUCCAGGAGCAAAAAUUGCUAGAAUGGCACCCACGAGAAAACCCAUUCCAUAACCUGAAGGUUCUCCUCGUGUCAGACCAGCAAGAGAACUUCCUGGAUCUGUGGUCUGAAAUUCUCAUGACAGGGGGAGCAGCAUCUGUUAAACAGCAUUACUCAAAUGCUCACAACAAAGAUCUUGCUUUGGGUGUUUAUGAUGUGGUGGUGACUGAUUUUUCCUGCCCAGCUGGCAUCUUGAAGUGUGCAGAAGCUUUACGGCUGCCUGUUGUCUCACAAGAGUGGGUGAUCCAGAGCCUUAUUGCUGGGAAGAGAGUAGGCUACAAGCAGCAUCCAAAAUAUAAACAUGACUGUGUCUCUCACUGAAUGAAACUCUGUCCUGCUGUCCAACUAUCAUGGAGACUGUUUUAAACAGGUUUUAAAUGUUUGUGAAUUGGGCAGUAUGCAUGGAUUAUUGUAUAUAGUUUUAUCUGCUGGACUUUUAUGAUUAAAUAAAUGUUUGAUCUCUUGUGGUAUCUGCUGCUACUCCUCAUUAUCUAAACUUACU